AUGGCGCAGAAGACAUCCGCCCGUACUUUCGCUACCGUCAACACCGCAUCGCGAAGCCACAAGAUCGUCGUAGUUGGUGCUGGUGCAGCUGGUUCUUCCAUUUCGCACCAGCUUUUGCGCACCGGAAAGUUCAACGCAGAUGACAUCGCGGUUGUCGACCCAGCCGAGUACCACCACUACCAGCCAGGAUGGACACUCGUUGGUGGCGGACUCAAGAACAAGGAGGACCUGAAGCAGCCUCUCGCACCUCUUCUCGACCCAAAACUCAAGUUAUACGCCAACAAAGUUGGCAGCUUCACUCCUGAGGACAACAGCAUCACACUCGGCAACGGCGACAAGCUGAACUACGAGCAUCUCAUUGUCGUUCCCGGCAUCAAGGUCGACACGUCCAGCAUUGCUGGUCUGCCCGAAGCGCUCGCAGACAACUCAUCCAACGUAUCCACAGUCUACACCUACGAGACGUGCGACAAGGCCAACCGCGACAUCGCCGCUUUCAAGAAGGGAACCGCAAUCUUCACACAGCCGGCAGGCGUCAUCAAGUGCGCCGGUGCGCCGCAAAAAGUUAUGUGGCUAGCCUGGGACCGCUGGUCGAACGCCGGCCUGUACAAGAAGAACGACUCGAACUCCGCCAUCAACAUCUCCUUCGCCACGGGCCUGCCGGCGAUGUUUGGUGUACCCAAGUACGCCGCUACCCUCGAGAAGCUUCGGGUGGAGCGCGGCAUCGAGGGACUCUUCGCUCACGAUCUGAUUUCGAUUGACGGCCAGACUGCUACCUUCAAGACCGCGGCUGGCGAGAAGGUCGAGAAGAAGUUCGACCUUCUGCACGCAGUCCCUAAGAUGGGUCCGCACGCAUUCGUCAAGGAGAGCGCUCUUGCUGACGCAGCGGGAUACGUCGAUGUUGACAACGCGACACUCCGCCACAAGAAGUUCACAAACGUCUGGUCCGCAGGUGAUGCUUCGUCUCUCCCCACUUCAAAGACUACUGCCGCAGUCACCGCACAGGCGCCCAUUCUCAUUUCCAACAUCCUGAAAUCGCUCGAGAACAAGCAGCAAGAGCUCAACGCAGACUACGAUGGUUACACGUCUUGCCCACUUACGACCGGUGAGAAGGAAGUCUUGCUCGCAGAGUUCAAGUACGGUGGUGUGCCUAAGGAAACAUUUGGACGCCUCCUUGGUCUGGACCAGGGCGUCCCGCGCAAGGCGUUUUACUACCUCAAGAAGGAUUUCUUCCCAUGGGUUUACCAGAACUAUAUGGUCAAGGGACAGUGGGGCGGACCUAAGGGUUUCAUAAAAUAG
Molecule: messenger RNA, 1296 nt
Organism: Macroventuria anomochaeta
Lineage: Eukaryota; Fungi; Ascomycota; Dothideomycetes; Pleosporales; Didymellaceae
Product: sulfide,quinone oxidoreductase/flavo-binding protein
Exons: 1
Coding region: 1-1296 (431 amino acids)
Cellular component (GO): mitochondrion
Molecular function (GO): sulfide:quinone oxidoreductase activity; FAD binding
Source: RefSeq, a predicted model, not a curated record